This is a messenger RNA of Orbilia oligospora ATCC 24927, 3513 nucleotides long. RefSeq lists its product as uncharacterized. The coding region runs from base 1 to 3513 and encodes 1170 amino acids. Gene Ontology annotation, molecular function: protein kinase activity; ATP binding. Gene Ontology annotation, biological process: protein phosphorylation; mitotic spindle assembly checkpoint signaling; meiotic sister chromatid cohesion, centromeric. The transcript has 3 exons. NCBI's taxonomy places the organism in Eukaryota, Fungi, Ascomycota, Orbiliomycetes, Orbiliales, Orbiliaceae. The record is from RefSeq and is a predicted model, not a curated record.
AUGGCGGACCCUGUCCAGCUCUCCGUGAUCGAGGCUCAAAAGGAAAAUAUUAUUGCCCUUCCCGGCGGCCGUUCAGCACGUGCUCUCGCCCAGUCUAUUCUCGCUGCUGAAGACACGGAAACUCAGAAUCUUGAACAUGCAGCUGCACGUGAAGCCUUCGAAAACGAGCUAAAAACCGCGGACGAACUCGAUGACCCUCUGGAUCCUUUCUUACGAUACGUGAGGUGGAUACAAGAAACCUACACCGCUGGCGGUGGAAGGCUUCUAGAAAAGACCUUGUACCGUGCUACACAUAAAUUCGAGGACUCUGCAGAGUUUAAGAACGAUGCCAGAUACCUGAAGCUCUGGAUGACAUGGAUCCAGCAGUUUUCUGAUGCCCCAAGGGAAUCAUUUGCUUUUUUGGCUAGGAAGGGAAUCGGUGCUGGGCUAGCUUUAUACUACGAGGAGUUUGCAGGCUUCUUAGAGUCACAAAACCGUAGGGCACAGGCAGAAGAGAUCUACGAGAUGGGAAUCCAGAGAAAUGCACGACCAGUUGAAAGGCUACGAAGGAAAUACGACGAGUUCGCAGUCAGACUAGCCGCCAACCCACCAGACGUCAACGAACCAAGUUCACCGGCUGUUCCUAUUGUUCGUGCUGCGCUUGGUGAGAGGAGAAGCGAGACAGAAGCGAGAGAUCCACAAGCUCCCGCCCAAGGGUUUGGAGCGGAAGGACAAGCCCCACAAAAGAAGAAAAACAAAAUGAUGAUCUUCUCAGAUGCCCCGGGUACUGCUGCACCAGCACUUCCAGAACAAUCAGAAAGAGACGGCGGGUGGGAUAGCAUUGCCACUCUAGCAGAAAGAAGGAAAGAAAACGUGGAAGCCCCAAGACCGUGGGCGGGUGAAAUCCUAAAGCAGGAAGGGGCACCAGCACCCAAGAAAGGGAAGCUCCAGAUUUUCCGUGAUCCAGCAGCUUUCCAGUCACAGUCGCAUUCCCAAGAGCCAUCUUUAUCACAAUCCGGCAAACCGAGACGCCGGGAAUCUGUGUUUGCGGCACUCGAACUUGUUUAUAUGCAUGGAGAAGGACGUGAUGAGUGUGAUUUUGACGAACUACGGGCACGGUCCCGUGGUUUGCUUGAUAUCGAUUGGGUUGAGAUGCGCAGAGAAGAUGAGAGAAGAAAUCAGCGCCAGAAACAGCUCGACCGUGACCGGGCAAAGGCACAGCAGGAAGAUGAUAUGAUGAUGGAUAUGUUGGGUAGCCGACACGCGGUUGUAGAGAAGGAGCCCCAGGAGGUACCUGAUGAAAACGCGAAAUUCGUCACCAAGAGUACUACCGUUACCCUCGCAUUGUCGUCUUCGCCCAAGGGUAAGCCGAAAAAGAAAAGGCGGUCUAUGGCUAUGCAGUUAUCUACAGAACCGACUAUGACUAUGCACACACGAGCUGCGAAUGAUGAAAUAUACAGCAUCUUUAACCAGCCUUUCGUCGCACAAGAUGACUUCUCAUCACAAGGAAAGAAGCAGGGGUCUUCUGAUGAGGACGAAGAGGAGGAGGACGGCGAGCAGAAUGAUACCAUGUACAGCCAAGGCGGCCAGGACCCCAACGACGAACGUACAGAUAUGCUUAGAGGAGCCUUUGGGGAGAACGAGGACACAGGUUUUACCGCAAUCGAUGUCGAUACGUUACGUCAGAGAGCUCAGGAAGAAGGUGUUCCAAUUGAACAGUUGGACCAGAUGCACCUGGAUAACGAAGGUGGCGCACACGAAGAACUAAUGGAUGAAGAGCCGCAUACAAUAUACAAUCACCGAGGAUCACGCCAGUUACCUUUUAUGACUCCAAUUGUCGAGCAAACGGAGUCUCUACCACCAUCUACGGUUCGAGCAGGCCGAGGGAGGAGGAAGUCUACUACCACGCCCUGUAAGCCAGGACGAAUGGGAAGAGACGACGCCCCUCUUGAUCUCUCGAGCCCGUUCCAAGAUGAAAAUGACAACGCUCUCCCAAGAAAUAAUGGUAAAAUAGCUGUUUUACCUGACAAAGAAAAUAUACCAGAGAUUCUGUCGGAGAAGCACCAACGUUCAAAGCCUACGGAAACGUCAUUGAUCUCCUUUGAAGACCUAGAGCCGAGAGAAAAUGCGAAGGAGGUUAAGAAGUCGGUCACAUCCAAUGCGUUACAGCCGAAGAAACAAGUCGCUCCGGGUCCUUCAUCCAAGAGUAGCUCCGGAUCUACCAUUGAUGAUGCGCAAUGCAACCCGAUGGAUCCGGCUCUUCGGGACAUCAUCAUUUCAAAACUGUCGGAGCCUCUCGCAUCUUUCAAGGGAUUUUAUGACAACUCGACCCAACCAAGCAAACGUUCGGAUGGAAUCAGGAAAUACAUCAGAGCCAUAACUGCGACCGGAAAGGAUGCACCCAAAGUGAUACCCUCACAGCCGGUCAUCGGUCUCGAAAAUGGUGAAAUUUCAUAUACCAUUCGGAAAGAGAUCGGGAAGGGAGCAUUUGCUCCAGUUUAUCUCGCCGAGAAUAACAUGGCAGGGAUGUACGAUGAUGAAGACGGAGAAGAGGAAACUGCAGGCGAAACCGCAACAGUCGGAAUCAGCAAACGAUGUGAACUUGAAGCUAUCAAAAUGGAAACGCCAAUCUCGACCUGGGAGUUUUAUGUUACGCGGCUAGCUCAUCAACGCUUAGGGAAUCACAGGGCUACACAGUCACUCGUCAAUGCGCACGAGUUCCAUUUAUUCAAAGAUGAAGCUUUCUUGGUUAUAGAUUACUUCGCCCAGGGAACCUUGCUGGACUUUGUCAACGCCACAGCAUCCCCAAACACCUCGUUCCACACACAGAGCGGCACCAUGGAGGAGAUCUUAGUUAUGUUCUUCGCUGUCGAGCUUCUCAGAACCGUCGAGGCGCUACACUCACGUGGUCUGCUUCACGGAGAUUUAAAAGCAGAUAAUUGUCUGCUCAGAUUACAGCCUGUCGGUGCAAAUGGCAAUAACCCCAAUGAGAAGGACUCGGAAUGGAGUUCAUUAUAUGACCCAGAAGGAGAAAAUGGGUGGGAUAAGAAGGGACUUGUCUUAAUUGAUUUCGGCAGAGGGAUUGAUAUGCAUAACUUUAGGAAAGAUGUUGGAUUCCUCGCAGAUUGGAAGACAGACAAGCAAGAUUGCCCGGAGAUGAGAGAGAUGCGACCUUGGACCUAUCAAAUCGAUUACUAUGGCGUUGCUGCGGUCGUCCACAGUAUGCUUUUUGGGAAAUAUAUUGAAACUACUACGGUUAGCGGGGAUAACGCCCCAGGAAGGCCGAAGAGGUAUAAGAUUGUGAGCGGGAUGAAGAGGUACUGGCAAGGGGAGAUUUGGCUUGAGAUGUUUGAUUUGUUGUUGAAUCCAGGGAUGUUUGUGGAGGGAGAGGAAGGAGGAGUUAUGCCUGUUACAAAGGGAGUGAGGGCUGUGAGACACAAGAUGGAAGAGUGGAUUGUGGCGAAUUGCGAGAGAGGCUUAGGUUUGAAGGGAUGGUUGAGGAAAGUGGAGGAUGGCGUGAAAAGGAGGAGAUAG